AUGCUAGUUCGGUCCCAGACUUUGCAGCUGUCCUCAUCCACGCCCGGUGCAGCGCACCACAUGUUGAUGUUCACGCCCCAUGCUCCAUGUUCUCUGUAUGCCCGGUCGGUCGGCCGGUCGGUCAAUUUGGCGAACUUGAUGCAAGAUGCAGCGACGUAUCUGUGUCUGUAUCCGUACCAAGAAGAAACGGCACCACAACACAGCACAGCACAGGGUAUCCGUACACUAUCCCACGGUGGCUCCCAUGGCUCGUCGACGAGUGGAAUGGCCCCAUGCCGGAGACGAGAUCCACAAAUGGGGCGGGUCCCCCUCCUGCUGGUGCUGGUACUGGUGCUGGUGCUGCUAAAGUGUGAGAGGGCCCAGAGACACAUUCCAGCCAGCCAGCACCAAGCAUACCAAGCGUCAGCACAGGCACUGGGACACUUGGGACCGGGGAUUGGGACUGCGACUACGACUGCGACCAGGGGUGUGUUGUGUGUGGAAUCGCGAACUGUGUGGAUGGCGGUGGUCGUGGCGGGUGGGGAGACGACGAUACGUACCGCCAGAAACCCAUCCCAGCAACAAUCCACAAUCCAUAAUCCACCUCAGAGGCUCAGGUUCUCUCUUCCAUUGGGAAGCACGGAAGUUGGGUUGGACGAGGAGCCUGCCCGGAGGACGGGAGACGAGGGAGGGGCGGCGAGUGGGCGUGUUGGAAGACAACGACGAACAACAGUAAGGUAUGUACAUACUCCGUACUGCGUACCCGUCCCGGUCUCUGCUGCGCUCACCUCUCACCUCUGUGAUUGUGAGGUGGUCACUGGUGAAUGA
This is a messenger RNA of Colletotrichum abscissum, 807 nucleotides long. RefSeq lists its product as uncharacterized. Lineage: Eukaryota; Fungi; Ascomycota; Sordariomycetes; Glomerellales; Glomerellaceae. Bases 1 to 807 code for a protein of 268 amino acids. The transcript has 3 exons. The record is from RefSeq and is a predicted model, not a curated record.